AUGACCCUUCAAAAGUUACUGUGUGUUUCUUCUAAAGAAUACAAAUGUCAUGGAUUUAAUGACAUUGUGGAAAAACUAAAGAACCAAAAAGAAAUCAUACUCAAAGAUUUACAAGGCCCUGAGAAGUUCAUUUAUCCUAAAUAUUUCGAGAUUGCUGUUAUUAUCCUAAGACAAAGAGCUGAUCUGAAUAAAAACUCUCAGAAUUUAAAAAAAGCUAUUGACAAACAUGGAGAAGACUUUCAUCGAGAAAUAGACACCAUGAUCAAGAAACUAAAAUCAGAUCUUGAUGAAAUGGACUCCAAAUAUCUGGCUGCACUAAAUAAGAAGGAAGGUGAAAUCACAGCCAUCAUUUCUGAAAUCAAACAGAUCAUUGCUGAUCUGAAGAAGUUACUAAACUCAAAUGAUGUCAGUCUCGUCUCUGCCUACAAAUGCAGAAAUGUUGAUUUCAGAAGAUUGCCUCCUAAACUCAUAAUUACCUUACAAAGUUUUAAUCCUGCGAAAAUGAACAAGGAACAGCUUUACCAACAGUUUGGUUCUUUUUCGGCAUUGUCUAUUACAAUAGAAGAAGAUGGAAACACAAUGGAGUUUCCCGAUGCUGAGUCCUCUCUCCUGGACAGAUCUCUCAUUGAUAAACCAUGGAUCAUCACUGAAAUAAGACAUAAGUAUGGAAAUCCUAAUCAAUUAAGCUCUGUGUCAUGCAUAUGUAUGAGUAAUGAAGAUAUUUUGAUGACUUACGGAAGAAAAAUAAUGAGGCUGUACAACCUGCAGGGAACACUAGUGAAGUCAGUCGAAACCAUGCCAGGAGAGUCGGCCCGGGACAUAUCAGUCACAAUGAGUGGAGAUCUAGUUUAUAUAAAUGAGAUUAAAAGAACUGUGAACAUAGUGAAGAAUACACAGAUACAGACAUUAAUCAGACUACGGGGAUGGAGACCCCGCAGUGUUUGUAGUACCUCCUCUGAUGACCUCCUGGUUAUCAUGGUCAGUGACGAUAACAAACAAACAAAAGUUGCGCGUUACUCUGGAUCCACAGAAAAACAAAGUAUUCAAUAUAAUGACAAAGGAGAAUCUCUCUAUUCAUCUCGUAUAAAUAUAACCUAUAAACACAUCUGUGAGAACAGGAACCGAGAUAUCUGUGUGUCAGAUGUUGGAUUGCGUGCAUUAGUGGUGGUCAAUCAGGCUGGGAAACUCCGGUUUACCUAUACAGGUCUUUCUUCUACUACCAAGAGAUCAUUUGGUCCUCGCGGCAUCACAACAGACAGCCAGGGUCGGAUCCUGACAGCAGACCGUGACAACCACCAUAUCCACAUCCUUGAUCAGGACGGACAGUUCCUCUGCUUCAUUGACAACAGUGAUUUAAAGAGUCCAUGGGCCUUAUGUGUUGACACCCGAGGCAACCUCAUUAAUGCAGAAUUGGGAACUGGUAAAAUAAAGAAAAGAAAAUACUUAUUCAAAAUUCAAUUAAGGUCUUUCAGCAUGGACCCCAAGGGUAAUUGGGCCCAAGAUGUGUUACGGUGCCAUCUGUGUGAGACUCCGGUCCCUCCUAUGUACUGUGACAUUUGUCACAUACAUCUAUGUAAAGCCUGUGUGGGGGAGCAUCUCUCAGACGAAUCAACAGAACACAAAGUGGUACCAUUCAAAAAGCGGGAUUCAACUACGAAAUGUCAAAACCACUCCUCAAAAAUAUGUGAACUUUUCUGUAAACAAUGCGACAUUCCUAUUUGUGUAAAGUGUGCAUCUUCUAAAGAACAUAAAGGUCAUGAAUUUAUUGACGUGGUGGAAACACUAGAAAACCAAAAAGAAAUCAUACUGAGAGAUUUACAAGAAAUAGAGAAAUCCAUCUAUCCUAAAUAUGAGGAGAUUGCAUCUAUCAUCCCAGUUAUGAAAGCUGAUCUGAAUGAAAACACCAAGAAACUGACAAAAGCUAUUGACAAACAUGAAGAAGACUUGCGCAAAGAAAUAGACACCAUGAUCAAGAAACUGAAAUCAGAUCUUGAUCAAAUGGACUCCAAAUAUCUGACUGUACUAAAUAAACAGGAAAAUGAAAUCACCCGCACUAUUUUUGAAAUCAAACAGAGCAUUGCUGAUCUGAAGAAGUUACUAAACUCAAAUGAUGUCAGUCAUAUCUCUGCCUAUAAAUCCAGGAAUGAUGAAUUUAGAAGAUUGCCUCCUAAACUCACAGCUACCUUACCAAAAUUUACCCCUGAGAAAAUAAACAAAGAACAGCUUUAUCAACAGUUUGGUUCUCUGUCAGCAUUAUAUAUCAAAACAGAAGAACAUGGUUACACAAUGGAUUCUCCUGAUGCAGAGUCCUCUCCCCCAGACAGACCGCUCAUUAAUGUACCACGGGUCAUCACAGAAAUAAAUACCGAGUUUGGACGUAAUAAUCCAUUACGCCUUGGGUCAUGUCAGAGUGAUGAAGACGUUUGGACAUGUGGUAAUGACAAUAUGAUGAGACUCUACAAACUGCAGGGUGAACUAAUGAAGUCAGUCCAAACCAAGUCAGGGAACACUCCAUACUACAUAGCAUUGACAAGGAGUGGGGAUUUAGUUUAUACAGAUGAAGAUGAUAGAACUGUGAACAUAGUGAAGAAUACACAUAUACAGACAGUGAUCAGACUACGGGGGUGGAGACCUCUUAGUUUCUGUUGUACCUUUUCUGGUGACAUCCUGGUUGUCGUAAACAGUAAUAAUGAUAAACAAACAAAAGUUGUGCGUUACUUUGGCUCCAUGGAGAAACAAAGUAUUCAAUACAAUGACAAAGGACAACCUCUAUAUUCAACAGGUUUCCCUAAAUUCAUCUGUGAAAACAGGAACCUAGAUAUAUGUGUGUCAGAUUAUGACGCCCGUGCAGUAGUGGUGGUCAACCAGGCCGGGAAACUUCGCUUUACCUACACUGGUAAUAUCUCUAGUGCUACCUUGGGAUAUCCAUGCGACAUCGCUACAGACAGCCAGAGUCACAUCCUAAUAGCAGACUGUGACAACCACCGUAUCCACAUCCUGGACCAGGACGGACAGUUCCUCCGCUUCAUUGACAACUGUCAUUUAGAGGAUCCAUGGGGUUUAUGUGUGGACACCAGGGACAACCUCUUUGUGACCGAGUUUUACUCGGGUAAAGUGAAAAAAAUCAAAUAUAACAAAUAAAAGAUGUGUUGAAACCAAUAUAUUUGCUGUGGCAGUGAUUAUACAUGUGAGAAUUAAAUGAGCCUUUGUAGAUAGUCUAGUAUAACAGAUGUAAACAAACUGAGUGUGUAUUCAUAUAACUUGUGUAAACAGACGGAUUGUUUUGUGUACAUGUGAUAAGUGACAGCAAAAAGUUUUUAUUCAUUGAAUGUAUUUCAUUCAUUUAUACAUGU
Molecule: messenger RNA, 3353 nt
Organism: Magallana angulata
Lineage: Eukaryota; Metazoa; Mollusca; Bivalvia; Ostreida; Ostreidae
Exons: 3
Coding region: 1-3141 (1046 amino acids)
Biological process (GO): proteasome-mediated ubiquitin-dependent protein catabolic process; protein polyubiquitination
Molecular function (GO): zinc ion binding; protein binding; ubiquitin protein ligase activity
Source: RefSeq, a predicted model, not a curated record